Amyelois transitella is the source of this 7262-nucleotide messenger RNA. RefSeq names its product E3 ubiquitin-protein ligase listerin (gene Ltn1). Bases 120 to 6503 code for a protein of 2127 amino acids. The record is from RefSeq and is a predicted model, not a curated record. The transcript has 28 exons. NCBI's taxonomy places the organism in Eukaryota, Metazoa, Arthropoda, Insecta, Lepidoptera, Pyralidae. Gene Ontology annotation, biological process: ribosome-associated ubiquitin-dependent protein catabolic process; rescue of stalled cytosolic ribosome. Gene Ontology annotation, cellular component: RQC complex; cytosol. Gene Ontology annotation, molecular function: ribosomal large subunit binding; zinc ion binding; ubiquitin protein ligase activity.
UCCGUAGACUACAGUAACACGUACAUUAUUUGUUUCGUAUUAUUAAAUAAAAUUAAUAAUUAUUAUGCAAUAUCUGUUUUUCUAAUAGUAAAUGAAAAAAAUCAGGGUGUUAAACUACAAUGGGUGGUAAAAAUAAACAAAGCCAAAGAACCAAAAACAAUGUUCGCCCUUCAAGUAGCGGCCGGAGCGCAGAAUUGCUCACCAGCGCUGGAAAGUUUGACUCUUCGAUGACGGCCGUUGGUGGAAAAAUUAUGCCCGCUUUAUUUCCCACACUAGCCGGAGUUACCCUAGAUCCUGGUCUAGAUCCGGAGCUGGCAAUGUGUAUUAAAAAACUCAACAAGAAAGAUCCAAUCACCAAAACCAAGGCAUUACAAGAACUGAAAGAACUUGUAAACAAGAGCAGUGUGGAAGAUGUGGAGGCGGUGUUGCCGAGCUGGAGCCACUUCUACAAGACAUUAUUUGUGGAUGCUGACUGCAAGGUUCGGGAAUGUACACAGGCGUGUCACGGCGCGAUAGUCCGCGUGUGCGGCCGCCGCGUGGCGCCGCACCUGAAGCAGCUGCUGCCGUCGUGGCUGCAGGCGCAGUAUGACGACCACGCGCCCGCGCAGUCGCAGGCGCAAUUGUCGCUCAAGAAUACUUUCCCCGACGCAAAACUGCCUGAAGUGAUAGCAUUUUGCAAGACAGAAAUCCUAGACUUCCUUGAAGACAAUCUUAUUGGCAAAUCGGCUAUGGCAGCGCUUUCAGAAGAAGAGGAGAACGGUCGCGGCAGUGCUGCAGCGCUUCACGGCUUGGCGUGGACUUGUCGAUACGCUUCGAACGCGCUACAUGAUUGGUUGUGGGCACGAGUUGCGAAGUUGUUGGCUAAAGAUACGUUCUGGCGAUUGGCGACGCAUAAAGAGAGUACAGUAAGGGCGGCGUGGUGGGCGGCGCUGGGCAGCGCGGUGGAGCGCUUCCCGCGGGCGCUGCCGGCGGCGGCGGGCGCGCGCCUGCUGCGGGCGGCGCUGGGCGCGCGCGAAACGGAUGCGCGCGCGCUCGCGCAGCUGUGGGCGUGCGUGCUGCGAGUCGUGCACAGCGUGCCGAAUUGGCACACAUGGUUGGAUAAGAAAGAUCUUCUAUUGAAAAGGAUUCUCAAUCUAUUAGAAACUGGUGGGUGGGGUGACGCUAAGCAGCUGUCGAACACAUUGCUGCCGCUGCUGGCCGGCCUGCCUGCGGACAUGCUCACGAAACACUUCUAUGAAGAGUUGUUCAAGGCUAUUUUUAAAGGCCUGGAAAUGAAGACCGUAAUAAACUCCAAGAGCGAGCGUCAAUCGUGGAUAUUCUUACUCUCGCAAUGUAUCCGCCACUUGUCCGACCAGCCGCUGGAGGGCGCCACAGAGCUGUGCAGCGCCGCGCACCGGCAGUGGCUGCACGUUCUGUGCAACGACGCGCUGAUGCUGAGGCACUCCGCCGACAUGACUGACCUGCUCAAGUUUUGGAUGAACAAGGACGGCGAGCGCUACACGACGCUGGUGCGCAACUUCUGGCAGAACAUGGGUGCGCAGGCGCAGCGCGGCACAGAGCGCGGCGCGGGCGCGGCGGCGGACGCGGCGCGCGCGCUGCAGCUGCUGCUCGGCUCUGUGCGCAGCGGCUACAUGCAGCCCGCGCGGCAACAACAUUCUAUUAGGUUCGACGGCGACGAUCCCCCAGAGAAUUCCCCCCCUCCUCAGCACUCGCCCCCUUCCGCCGCCAACACAGAACUGUUCCUCCACCAGCUCACAGCCGCCACAGAACAAAUCUGCGCCACUUACAUCGAAAUCGCAAUAAAUACACGCUCUCCCAAUAUAAUCCUACCGCCUCUGAGCCCUCUAUUGAAUUCCUUAUCGAAGCCAGCGGUAGAAAAUGUAGCGAAGUAUUUAGCGGCCGAUACGGUGUAUGGAUUGUUCGAGAAGGUUCUACUGCCGUGGCUGAAUGAUGAUGAGACGAGAUGCGAGCCGGUAAUGGACAUGAUUUUUAUGCUGUUGGAACACAUGAGCGAAGAGGAACAGGAUGCUACGUUCGCUGCUUUUACGCAGGAGGAGGCCCGCGCGGGGGCGCUGCGGCGCGCGCUGCCGCGGGGCGCGGCGCGGGCGGGCGCGGCGCGGCGCUGGCUGCGGCGCGCGCCCGCCCGGCGCCGCGCCCAGUAUGUAUGUGUGAUGUGUCGGGGGCAGGAGGAGGCCCGCGCGGGGGCGCUGCGGCGCGCGCUGCCGCGGGGCGCGGCGCGGGCGGGCGCGGCGCGGCGCUGGCUGCGGCGCGCGCCCGCCCGGCGCCGCGCCCAGUAUGUAUGUGUGAUGUGUCGGGGGCAGGAGGAGGCCCGCGCGGGGGCGCUGCGGCGCGCGCUGCCGCGGGGCGCGGCGCGGGCGGGCGCGGCGCGGCGCUGGCUGCGGCGCGCGCCCGCCCGGCGCCGCGCCCAGUAUGUAUGUGUGAUGUGUCGGGGGCAGGAGGAGGCCCGCGCGGGGGCGCUGCGGCGCGCGCUGCCGCGGGGCGCGGCGCGGGCGGGCGCGGCGCGGCGCUGGCUGCGGCGCGCGCCCGCCCGGCGCCGCGCCCAGUAUGUAUGUGUGAUGUGUCGGGGGCAGGAGGAGGCCCGCGCGGGGGCGCUGCGGCGCGCGCUGCCGCGGGGCGCGGCGCGGGCGGGCGCGGCGCGGCGCUGGCUGCGGCGCGCGCCCGCCCGGCGCCGCGCCCAGUAUGUAUGUGUGAUGUGUCGGGGGCAGGAGGAGGCCCGCGCGGGGGCGCUGCGGCGCGCGCUGCCGCGGGGCGCGGCGCGGGCGGGCGCGGCGCGGCGCUGGCUGCGGCGCGCGCCCGCCCGGCGCCGCGCCCAGUAUGUAUGUGUGAUGUGUCGGGGGCAGGAGGAGGCCCGCGCGGGGGCGCUGCGGCGCGCGCUGCCGCGGGGCGCGGCGCGGGCGGGCGCGGCGCGGCGCUGGCUGCGGCGCGCGCCCGCCCGGCGCCGCGCCCAGUAUGUAUGUGUGAUGUGUCGGGGGCAGGAGGAGGCCCGCGCGGGGGCGCUGCGGCGCGCGCUGCCGCGGGGCGCGGCGCGGGCGGGCGCGGCGCGGCGCUGGCUGCGGCGCGCGCCCGCCCGGCGCCGCGCCCAGUAUGUAUGUGUGAUGUGUCGGGGGCAGGAGGAGGCCCGCGCGGGGGCGCUGCGGCGCGCGCUGCCGCGGGGCGCGGCGCGGGCGGGCGCGGCGCGGCGCUGGCUGCGGCGCGCGCCCGCCCGGCGCCGCGCCCAGUAUGUAUGUGUGAUGUGUCGGGGGCAGGAGGAGGCCCGCGCGGGGGCGCUGCGGCGCGCGCUGCCGCGGGGCGCGGCGCGGGCGGGCGCGGCGCGGCGCUGGCUGCGGCGCGCGCCCGCCCGGCGCCGCGUGCUCGACGAGGCGGAGGCGCUGGCGCGGGGCGCGGGCGACCGCCAGCUGCUGCUGAUGGCGCUCACGCCGCUGCCUGACAACGAAAUGCUAGUAGGCGAAGAGACAGUGUCGCAAGUGGUGGACAUCCUGAUGUCAUCCCUGUCUGAGGGCGAGCCGGAGCGCGUGUGCUCUGUGCUGUCUCAGCUGGCCUGCGCUCUGUGCUCGCGGCCGCCACACAACUACGACCAGCUGCUGCUGGCGCUGCUGUCCCUCAACCUCAGCCAACAGCGCGGGUCCCCGCAACUCUCCCUGGAAUCGUGGCUAGAGGCGCGUGGGUCCUGGCAGGACGGGCUGCACUCUCUAGACACAGAGCGCAGGCGCGCGCUGCGGGAGAAAGCGGCGCAGCUGCUGCUGGACUCUGUGCACACACACAACACGCCGACAGAACUUAACAUCCCGGGAAUCGAACACGCGGCCUCCCUUUGUCCGUACCUACUCACUGACUGCGAACACGCCGUGCCCUUCUCUACAGACGAAACGGCGGAGCUCCUCCGACAACUGUUCGAGGCCGCGAGGAAACUUCUAGAAGGUACAGCGAGCCUAGACGAGUUCGCGCUAAGGCACGACUGCAUCGUGUCGAAGCUGAGUUGCCCGCUGUCGGACGACGCCGCGGCCGCCGUCGUGCGACACUGCGACUCCGACACCGAGCCGCAACUCACGGAACAACAUGCUAUAAUACGCCUAACAGAACUACUAUUCCGAGCUCUAUGUCUCCGCACGCUAUUCCUUCACAAGCCGGACACUGAAGAAACGAGUUCUGACACAGAGCAGACAUGGUGCUCGGUGCUGCUUGGAGACGAGUACAUACGGGACGAGUAUUGUCAGCUCUUGCGAGAUUACGUCGUUGUUGAUUCGCUGCAUGAGGGUUAUGCUUUUUGGCCUCACUACGAACUAAUCGAAAGAACAAAAUCCAAACUAGACGUGUCACUACACGACAUAAUAACGGAAACUCCAGUCACUGUGAGACGACAGAUAUUGCUCUCAUUGUCCGAACGCGCCGCAAAAGAGGGGUACUAUUGGGCGUAUGCGCGGAGUUACUAUGAGGCGCAGGUGAAGUCGGACGACCAGUCGGGAGACAAGUCGACGGAUCUGUUGGAUAUUGGGAGUCUGGACGUGGACAAGUUGGCGGAGGUCGUCACUGGCAACGGAUUUUGUCAUAGUCUUCAGGCCAACCUCCGCUGGCUCCCGGCGCCCCCUCCCCGCGACGAGCCCCCCUCCCCGCCCCCCUCCCCCCCGCCGUCCCGCGCGCUGCGCACGCGCUACCUGGCGAUGGUGCGCGGCGCGCUGUGCGCGCUGCAGGCGGAGCGCGCGCCGGAAGAUAUACAAACCGCUUUUGCGAAGGACGCGUUCAACAUUGUACGCGCAGGGAAAGUCGACACCGAUCUCAUUGUAGAUCUGUAUUAUAGGUUCGAGAGAGUCAUGCUUGGCGACAGGGAGCCAUCGUCAGUGCCCUGGCAGACAGUAGUGUGCACGGCGGCCGUGACUGACUUCCUGUCAGUCAUGGCGGCCGAGCGCGGCUGGCACGCCGCGCCGCAGCACUGGGACUUCGCCACCAUAUCUCUGUGCGCCGUGAUAUCGGCAUUGACACGACCUAUUACCACUAAGACGGCGAUGCUGUGCGUAUCAGCUGUCCGUCUUCUAAGCAGCGUCCAAACGUUCAUAGAAGCGCUCCCUGAGGAAUGUAUGAAGAGACAGCCUCCCGCGCACGUGGCGGCUCUCAUGAACGAGUGGAAGGACAUAUUUUCUCCGGAUAUAAACACCAAUCUGUUCACCUUUAUAAUACAACUGUUAGAAUCGCCGCCCCCCGAGCCGAUGACGUGCGCCCAGGCGCGCACGCUGUCGUCGCUGUGCGCGUGCGCGGCGCGCCUGCAGUGGGGCUCGCUGCCGGCGGGCGCGCGCGCGGCCCUCCCGCUGCGGCGCGCGGCGGAGGGCUGCGCGCGCGCGCUGGCGGGCGGCGCGCCGCGCGGGCUGCAGUACCUGGCGCACGCGCUCGGCCUGGCCAUAGCCGACGACCUGGUGUUGGAGGACGCGGAGAAGCUAUCAUCGCUGGGCGAGCACAGCCCCGCGGCCGAGGAGUCCCCCGAGCGCGGCGGCGGGCGGGGGCCCUCGCUCAGCCUCACGUACUUCCUGCCGCACUACCUCGCGCUGCUGGAGCUGCUGGACGCGGCGCUUGUGGACAUUCCCGUGGGCGAGGCGACGUGCGAGAUGCGGGCGGGCGCGCGCCGCGUGGCGCUGGGCGCGCUGCUGCUGGCCGACGUGCUGCACGCCGCCUGCGCGCGCGCGCGCGGCGACCUGCCGCACCACUACAUACAGCUCUUCAGAGAACAGAAAUACACGGAGCUGCUGCUGUCGAGCAGCGUCCGCCUGCUGCCGGGCGCGGCGCUGUCGUUCUCGCCGCCGCUCGCGGACGCGCUCGUGCAGCUGUUCGUGGCCGGCCGCCGCUACUCCGUGGACGAAUCGGAGAGCACGUGCCACUCGGUGGGCGACGUGGCGUCGCUGGCGUGCCGCGGCGUGUUCCACGCGCUGGCGGGCCCGGGGCAGGCGGGCGCGCGCGCCGCCUGGGCCGCGUGGGGCGCGCGGGCGGCGCGUGCGCUGGCCGCGCUGGCCGCCGCCGCCGUCGCGCCGCAGCUGCUGCGGGACCAGUUCCGGCGCGCCGCCCGCCGCGCGCACACGCUCGUCGACACGGAGCUCACGCUGCUGCCCGCCGCGAGGGAGGCGCACGCGGUACACACGGUUGAGGAGCAGCCCCUGCACCUCACGAUCUCGUUCUCGGCGGAGCACCCGCUGACGCCGCCGCGCGUGCGCACGCCGCGCGCGGGCCCGGCGGCGGGCGCGCACUGGCUGCUGGUGUACCUGGGCUACCAGAACGGCGACCUGCUGCGCGCCGUGCGGCUGUGGACGCAGGCGGUGGGCGCCAGGGUGGAGCGCGCGCCGCAGUGCUACAUCUGCUACUGCCGGCUGCACCCCGGCGAGGGGCUGCUGCCCAAAGUGUUCUGCAAUCAGUGCAAGAACAAGUUCCACAAGUCGUGCUUGCGCAAAUGGUUCACAACGAGCAAGAAAUCAAACUGCCCCGUGUGCCGCUCAGCUUUCUAGCAGUACGAGACGUCACACUCCGCGCGCGACGUCACACUCCCUUGACGUCACACUCCACGCGCGACGUCACACUCUGCGCGUGACGUAACAUAACGGAAACUAAAUCAGUACAAAUGACGAAGCUAACGGUUGCCUUCCACUUGUUAUCGCCUUGUGUGUGUCGUGUAAAUGUCGGAUUUUCGUAAAAUAUAGAAAGUACAGAUACAGUACCUAGUAUAGCCCUAAUAUAUACAAAUUAUAUUUAUUGGUCAUAAAAAAAAUACAUAUUCACUAGAAACAUACAUUAAGAAUAUGUUGAGCAACCCUUUGUAUCAGUGUAUCAGCUAAAAUAGUUGUUAUAAAUUAAAAUUCUUCUGUACUUUCUAUAUUUUGUGAAAUUUAUAUAAUUGUUAUCAAAAUAGUAAACAGAAUAUCAAACAAUAGUUCCUACUUUUGUACACCCUGUACUUUACGUACAGCGGGUAGCGAAAUAUUUAUCAGCAGUUAUUGUUAACCUAGCUUCAUUUGUUUUCCUUAACUUACACAGAGAAAUAAAGUUACGAUAUUUAUUGAAAAACGUUCACCAAAGUCUGACGAGUUUCAUGAAAAAUCUCCUAACCUGACUCUUGAACCCUUAUCAGUAUGUGAACCCCGGAUUGCUCCUCGGGGAGACGUCACGUCUCCCCGAACAAGCAGCAGGAAAGUGAUAAACAUAGUCGCGAACUUUAGUGCUCUGUAAAAUAUAGUGAGAUUGUUCCCGAUUUGCUUCAAUAAAUAUUU